CGGGGCGGAGCGGAACGGGACGGUCCCCGCGCUGCCCGCCGGCCGCCGCCCCGCCGAGCCCCGCAGCGGCGGUGCCGCCAGGCGCGGGGGGCGCGGCGGGGCUGUGGCGGCGCUGCCCGGGCGGGCGGGCGGCCCCUCUCCCCGAACAAAGGGCCGAGCGCGCCGCGGGCCGGCGCGGGCACAGCGGGGGCUGCGCGGGCGGGCUCCGACCCCCCCGCCCGCCUCGGGGGGAGGCGCCCGGAGCGGCGCGGGGCCCGGCCCGCCGGGAGCCGCCGGGGAUUGGCUCGGCCGAGCGCGAUCCGAAGGUGCCGGGGAAGCCAUCUGCAGCGCAGGCGGUUUCGCCGCCGCUGUGCGGGGGGAGGGAGGGGGCUCUCCCGUGCGGGAGACUGGGGGAUUUUUUUUUUUUUUUUCCCUUCCUACCUUUCACCCCCCCACCCUCCUCCUCCUUCCUUUUCACGGGAUCAUGGCCACGGCGGCGGGGCCGUGAUGUCCGCGGGAGCAGCCCCGCUGCGGCAAUGCUCCCCGCCGCAGCUCUAGGCAGGGGAGGCGUUUGAGCGGCGGCCGCAGAUCCUCCGGCACCGCGGCGGCACCGCCGCCUCUCCGCGCCCCGGACCGGCGGAGAGGCGCUUCGCCGCCCGCCCGCCAACGGCACACCCGCCGAGCCGGGCUUAAAAUUGAUAAUAACCACACUAGAGCCCCACCGGUGCUCAGAGGCAGGAGGGAUCGCAGAGCCGCGCACAACAUGGCCACUCUGCUGCGGAAAAUCGGGCUGAUCCGGCUGCACAGCCGGGACACGGAGGACCCCAAGCACCACCACCACCGCAGCAGCAGCCAGCAGGGCUCCUCACUCCGCGGGAGAGGCAACCAGAAGAACAGCAGCAACAAGCCGCAGCCGCAGGGCCCCCCCGGGGGUGGCUGCAGCAGCAGCAGCAGCGAGGGCAGCCCCGGGGGCCACAAGAACAAGAAGGCGCCGGAGCCGGCCAAGCAGCCCCCGCAGCAGCCGCGCUCGGGAGCCGGCCGGGAGAAGCCGCGGGAGCUGGGCAGGGAGCCCGGCGCCGGCAAGGAGGCGGCGCAGCGGCCCGGCCCCGGCUCCGGCCCCGGGUGCGGGUCCGGGCCGACGGCGCUGGUGCCCGCGGGCCGGCAGCAGCACUGCACGCAGGUGCGGACCCGGCGGCUGAUGAAGGAGCUGCAGGACAUCGCGCGGCUCAGCGACCGCUUCAUCUCGGUGGAGCUGGUGGACGAGAGCCUCUUCGACUGGAACGUGAAGCUGCACCAGGUGGACAAGGACUCGGUGCUGUGGCAGGACAUGAAGGAGACCAACACGGAGUACAUCCUGCUCAACCUCACCUUCCCCGACAACUUCCCCUUCUCGCCGCCCUUCAUGAGGGUGCUUAGCCCCCGCCUGGAGAACGGCUACGUCCUGGAUGGCGGGGCCAUCUGCAUGGAGCUGCUCACCCCCCGCGGCUGGUCCAGCGCCUACACCGUGGAGGCCGUCAUGAGGCAGUUCGCCGCCAGCCUAGUCAAGGGGCAGGGCCGUAUCUGCAGAAAAGCUGGCAAAUCAAAAAAGUCAUUCAGUCGAAAGGAAGCUGAAGCAACAUUUAAGAGUUUGGUGAAGACCCAUGAAAAAUAUGGGUGGGUCACCCCGCCCGUCUCUGAUGGCUGAUGUUAGCAACCUGCACUUGACAAAAAUGCUGAACAAAAGUACUGUGACAUCUCCUCAGUGCUGUACACCGCCCAUCCUUUUCUACUUCAGCUUCAGUUACAUACCAUGAAUGUCAAGGAGACAUCUAAGUUAUUUAUGAACAGAUGUGUUUACAGAGGGAGAGAAAAAAAAUGCUGUGUAGGAUUAUAUUUCAAGACUGGAGAAUGGUCAUCUAUGAAGUCACUUGAGCGGAUGCUGAGAUUGCGUCAUUUGCCCCCAUACAGCCCACAUUGUCUUCAGCUUCUUUCCAUGACAGCAGCACCAAACAGCAGUACUGGAAAGUCUAUCCAUUACUGCUCAGUUCAUUUAAAUGUAAAUGAAACCGUUAAUAUUUAAUAGGGAAGCAGUGCAUUGCAGGUACAUGUUUGCUGUGCUGUUUAUCUUUGUCUCCUAGCAGGUCAACAUAACUUGAAGAUUUGUCUUUAUGUGGAACUGUGGUCUGCUGUGACUAAAUUUAGACCUCAUUUGUGCUCUAUAUAUGACCUUUAAUUCAUAAAUGAAACCAGAAUUAAAACGCUGAAAGGUCCUAGUGUUGAAAAAUUAUUAAGUGGAAUCACCCAACCGGUUACAAUGUGCUUUCUGUGCUGAUAUUGUGAUGUGCUGUUCAGAAAUAAACCAGUGCAGUUAGCUGAAGGUUAGGUGGUUUUUUAAAACACGUCCACACCAGGGCUCAGAGGGGUUGGUUGGUGGUAGCAGAAAAAUUAUUACCCUGGCAGUACCUUCUGCAGUAAGCAUGUGGCCAGUCAGUUCUUCAAAACAGCAAAACAAACAAGUGGAAAUGGACAAAGCAACCUUAAAAUUUUAUCUGUUUAAUUUUGAAAUUAUAUGCCAGUAACAGAGUAAAAAUUUUCAAGUCAAAUGGAACAUGGUUUGUAAGAUGAUUUGCAUGACUGGAAUUUUUCUUUUUUAUUUUUACUCAAUAGACAUUGUAUGUACUUAGAGCCCAGUAUCUGAGAAAACCCACUGAUGUAUAUAAAUGUCCUAUUAUUUAAUCAUUAAAAUUUAAGUUUUCUGGUAAACAAAUUGAAAAAAACAACUUUCUAAGGGACUCCAUAAAAGCUGAAGGUAAUGUUAAGAAUGGUAUAGAAAAGCAUUAAAAAAUGUGAAUUCCGAAUGGAAAAUCGUAUUGGACACGUGCUGAAUAAAAUCACCAGUAUCGUUUC
Molecule: messenger RNA, 2865 nt
Organism: Motacilla alba alba
Lineage: Eukaryota; Metazoa; Chordata; Aves; Passeriformes; Motacillidae
Gene: UBE2QL1
Product: ubiquitin conjugating enzyme E2 Q family like 1
Exons: 2
Coding region: 743-1663 (306 amino acids)
Source: RefSeq, a predicted model, not a curated record